Messenger RNA from Somion occarium, 3436 nucleotides. The record is from the annotation of a GenBank genome assembly. Lineage: Eukaryota; Fungi; Basidiomycota; Agaricomycetes; Polyporales; Cerrenaceae.
AUGACAAUUAUGAGAAUUCAAACAUUCAAGAACGGCAGUUCAAGAAGUGAGCAAGCCGUGAAGCAGUGUGGGACUCAGUUGGACAUCUACGCGAAGUGCGCCAGGAACGGUCAUUACAGCGGGACAUGGCGGAUGCUGGGCCCUCUUUCUCGACAAUUUCGGAGCCAGGAAACCCAGUCAAACUAUUCUCUACUCCCUCUGCGACACCGCCUAUUUCUCCAACUAAAGUUACCCACACAACUCGCGACCUUCCGCCUCCUGCGAAACGACCAAGGCUUGCAUCUACUCCUAGUUCUGUGCCCUCGUUAUCGAGAUCAACACCAACUUCGUCUUCUUCUGCUACAAAUGAAGAGCUUAAUGAUGCUAGGCGCGCCUCUGCACUACGCGUCCUCAACGUGUGGUCUCAACUGGAGGAGAGAUACGCGCGUGGAUUGGACGAGGACGACAUCAUAGACUUUCAGCACGAUGUCAUCAUCAAGGACAAAGGAGUGCUGAAAAAGAAGAGGAGGAUUGGGUUCGGAUCUCUUGCUGACAGUGCUCGAUUCGACGUGCCCAGUGCUGGAGAGGACGAUGAGCCUACAGAAGAAGAUGACGACGACGAUGUGGAUGAGAUUGAUGCUUUUGCACCAGGUAUAGAGGUAGAGGAGCAACUCAAGUUGAAGCUUCCACGUAGAUAUAUGCCGCCCAUAGGUGAAGUCGAUCCUGCGGACAAAGAGGACUUGCAGGCAUUUCUCGAGGCGGAUAGGCGGAUGAAGGAAAUGGGUGCUUUCGAUGAGGACAGUGAAGACGGAUCAGUGGCCGAUGUUUUGCAAGCUCUCGCAGAUGGCUUGUCCUCGACAUCCGACAUUGAAGACGGUUAUACUUCGUUCGAAGAGGAUUUGCCCGCCUCGGAAGGGGCUUCCCUUCCUCCAAGCAGCAGUUCUCCGCCUAGCAGCCCCAGGAGGACACCAGGCCCCCGUCCGUACACUGAUGAUGACUUCUCUGAUGACGAGCUUGCGAAAUGGGAAAGUGAAGAGGAACCCCCAGCGUUGAAGACGCCUCAACAAACGAAAAUAAUAUCUACGCCACCGCGCAUGUUCCCCGAAAUCAUUGACCUUACGUCCCCCUCACCUCAGAACACGCCACAGAAGUUAUCUUCACCACGAGGUCGCUCUAAGUCACGUCCAAAGUCACCGAGUUUAUCGCCAGUCAAGGCCACACCGAAAGCUGUGCCGCGGGCGAAAUCCAAGACCCCUGCACCCACAGUUUCGAAAACGAAAACUCCUGCUCGUGCAAAGUCCAAGACUCCCGCUCGAGAAUUAUCCUCCAGCCCGAUACGAUCUGCACCUAAGAGUUCUACACGAGCUAAGUCCAAGACACCUGCGCGAAGGAUACGUGCAGUCACUCCUCCGCCAGUGGCCAGUUCUUCUAAAGUGAAGUUGCCGACCCCACCGCGCUCCUCUUUGUCCCACUCUUCAAUCGUGGACGAACCGUCCGACAAUCCAUUUUUCGACGAUGUAUUCUCUCUUCCGCGUCGCUCACCGUCUCCUCUACCGUCUCCUCCAAAGCAAUCUACCUAUGUGAGGCCUAAGCCCAAACCACGCCGUAGGUCAACAGCACCACCAGUACCCAGAUCGGAUUCGGAGGAUAGCAAUGCGGAUGAACCGCCCCCUCCAAGUCGUGUACAUAACAAAACCGAAGAUGAUAUUGCGUCAACUUCCUCACCUACUGUGCGCAAGGCACAAGAUAAAUCGAGCAGAUCGGAUACGCCUCUGUCGGUGCCAGCUCGUAAGACAAAGGUGGUAGCAGAGGUCGUGUUGGCGCGUCGAUGCAAGAGCAGGGCUCCUUCAACUCCUCCGCCCCGACGCACACCAUCUCGUGAGCCGUCAUCGCCUAUUCAGUCUUCAUCUCUGCGUGGACGCGGUUAUACGACUGAUUCGAUUGCGAACGGAAGUACAAGCAAGGGGAAGAACAAGGUUAAGCCCAACAGUUCCCCUUUGACAGCGAACAAAUCUUCUCGUUUAUCGCCACCUGCCUUGCAACAGAAGGGUUCUGAUAGUCGAGCUAUAAGCUCAGAAAUUGACGACGCAACGCCUGCACCAGCGAAACGAGGAUAUAAACGAAAACGCGUGCUUUCGUUUACUUCGGACGAGGAUUCGGAUGACGUUCCUUUGGCAUCUUCCAGCCCUGUGAGAAUAACGCAACUGAAGGGGAAGACACGUACUGCGACUCCUAGUCCGCCUUCCAAAGGGAGAACAAGGGAAUCUAAUCGUCUUAAAGAUAAAUCGAGGGAAAAAGAAAAGGUUUCAAGCGAGGCUGUCAGUCCAAAACCACGUUCGCCUCCAAAGACUAAAUCGAAGAAAGUUUCAAGAAGAAGUCCGGAAAUCGUUUCAGAUUCUGAACCCGCUACCUCUCCACCAUCACGACGUUCAACCUCGAAAGCACCCCGUGCAUCAUCUCGAGCGCCAUCUCAACCUCAACCAUUCCCAGUAUAUCCUUAUUCGACUCCCCAUACCCCUCAACACCAGCAAAAUGACAAGCGACGCGGCCACCAUCAUCCGCCAUACCCUUCGAUGCCCAUGUUACCCAUACCCGUUCAUGACCCUCAGGCUCAAUUCCAUUUCGCGCAGGCGGUUCACCAUUUGGCUUAUCUCAUGGCUGGUUCUGCACCUCCUUUAGGUAGCGGAACAUCGUAUCCUCCAUACCACAUUCCAUGGCCACCCCCAUUCACACCUUCACACCAACAUAGACGAAAGUCACGACUUCAGGAGGGAGAGUCUUCCUCGCCUGAAGCUGGCCCGUCUACAUCGAGAAGUGACCCGGUGUCAACACCGACACAUACAUCCCACCCAUAUCCAUACUCGUAUGAUCCUAAUUGGUCUAGUAGUACUUUGCCACCUUCAUCACCACCACAGUCUUCGCCAUUACCGUCGUCGUCGCCGCCUACUUCACCUGUGCCAUUGCGGCCUGCUAUAAGGGAACGAAGCCAGUCGCGUGGCCGAAGGGUUUCAUUCAAACUGGAUGACGGUGACCGACCCCGUGUGUGGCCGGGCGAUGAAGAUGUUAUGAUUCUCUCGACGCCUGAUCGACUUGCGAGGGAUGCGAGUCCAGAAAUUCCUAUAGCUGCACCAAGUCGAUCCAGAAGGAGACGUCCGUCUGAAUCGGCCUCUCCGAGCCCGUUGAAGCCGAAGCGUGAGGCAGAACUGUUGCAGCCAGAAGCCGGCGGCAAAAGGGAACGAGGACAAACGCCUGGUCCUCCGGAGCGAAGUCGAUCCCUGACGCGGAGAUGAUUGUAUUACAUGGAGAGUCUAUGGGUGGUGCCAAGUACGUUGUCAAGUAGGAGUGUAUUUGCUUUCUGUAGCUGUUCGUUCAUUGCAAAGCUGUUGUAAUUUGUGCGCGGGGCCUGUUGUGUAAUUUUAUCUUAUCUAUUGUGUGACUCGUCACUGUCACGUACAGC